Molecule: messenger RNA, 1707 nt
Organism: Cryptomeria japonica (Japanese cedar)
Lineage: Eukaryota; Viridiplantae; Streptophyta; Pinopsida; Cupressales; Cupressaceae
Product: protein MID1-COMPLEMENTING ACTIVITY 1
Exons: 2
Coding region: 453-1298 (281 amino acids)
Biological process (GO): cell surface receptor signaling pathway
Source: RefSeq, a predicted model, not a curated record
AUGUGUGUCCACUUUACUCGAAGGCUUGCCACCUUGUUCAUUGCAAAUAUUUCCCAACUUCCACAGAUCCACUUGGCUUUAAAUUUCGUUGGGGCCGUUCUCUGCAAAACACCCACACGUAUGAUGUUUAAGAAUAGCCCUCUCCGUAUGUUCCAACAGGAUUACACAACUUUCAGUAACCCAAAUUCCAAUGUCCGUGCAUCUGUCCUCUUAAAUAAAAGAAUAUCUCCACAAGGGGGCCACGUCACAACCAACAUGGCACUGAUAAAAAGGCUGAAUAAAAUUAGUGAAAUAGACCUAUAGGGAUCUGACAGUGCUGUGACCUGCAUGCACCAAAAAUGGUUUGUGGGGGUUUUGGGGUUAGGCUUCAGUAGGAAACAAAUGCAUGCACUUUGCCUGUGCUUCAGUUAAACAAACCUUCUUCAUUUGGGUUUUUUGAGUCGGUAUUGGAAAUGGAUUUUAGCAGUGACUAUCUUGGAGAAAUAGCAAAUGUGGCUCAGAUAACAGGCCUGGACUAUGCUAAAUUGAUAGCACUUAUUGUCAAGGCAGCAAACAAUGCACGCAUGCAUAAGAAAAACUGCAGGCGAUUUGCUAAUCAUCUAAAGCUUAUUGGGAACCUGUUGGCGCAGCUGAGGGUCUCUGACCUCAAGGAGUGGCCUGAGACAAGGGAGCCAUUAGAACUGUUUGAGGAUGCUCUCAGGCGAGCCUAUGUGCUUGUCAACAGUUGCCAGGAUAAGAGCUAUUUGUAUUUGCUUGCAGUUGGCUGGACUAUUGUUUCUCAGUUCAGACAGUCUCAGGAAGAGAUUGAUGCAUAUCUCAAGCUCAUUCCUCUCAUUCAACUUGUUGAUAAUAAGAGAGUGCGAGAAAAACUGCAAGCAAUCGAGAAGGACAAGCAAGAGUAUACGCUAGAGGAAGAAGAGAAGAAAAUGCAUGAGACACUUUUGAAGUCUGAAUGCACUUUGUCUGAUUCUUUUGUGUUGAGGGAGUCUCUGUCUCGCAGGUACCCAGACUUGGCAUUUGAAGAGGCUCUUCAGACUGAAAACGAGAAACUCCAGGAGGAACUGCAACGGGUGGUAUCAUGUCAUAAGACUGAAGAAUGUGAUGUUAUUAAGCAUUUAAUUGAUGUCACAGAGACUGCUGCUACUGUUCCAUCCGAGAAUGAAGAAGUUGAGUCCAAAAGAUAUUAUCAGCACUCUUUAUCUCAUAAUAGUCACCAGUCUGAAGAGGGUGGAGGUAAUGGAAGUCCAGAUGCUAAGAUUAGGAAGUCACAGAAGGGUCAAAAGUGUGCUGUCAUGUAAGCUACCUUUUGGUGAUAUCGCUUGAAUGCCAAAAGUGAAAUAGCUUAGAGAUUGAAUGCAGAAGCCAUUUGUAAAUAGAAGUAAACUCUUGGAAAUGCCUUUUCUUGGAGCACAUCUUACAAGCAUAUUUAAUUGGCUCUGAACUUGUAAAUCAUCACAUUAGAAUCCAUACAAUUUUUUUUUCAGGAUAAAAACUGGUUAUAGCCACAAGGUUUUCGUACAGAAUGCCAUAGAUAUUCUUAAUAGAAUUCAGCUUAGUAUGAUAGGAAUAGAAGCAGAUUCAGCAUUAAAAUUCUGAAUCAUACAUUGUUGUGCAUGAUGUCCGAGCAUUGUUCAAAGUUUCAUUAGUCAGAUUGUCCUGCAAUAUACUUCAAAUCAUAAAAAGAAACAAUGACACUUUUGCUUUUAA